Molecule: messenger RNA, 753 nt
Organism: Adelges cooleyi (spruce gall adelgid)
Lineage: Eukaryota; Metazoa; Arthropoda; Insecta; Hemiptera; Adelgidae
Gene: Mlc1
Product: myosin light chain alkali
Exons: 6
Coding region: 138-623 (161 amino acids)
Cellular component (GO): muscle myosin complex
Source: RefSeq, a predicted model, not a curated record
UGCUGCCGGGCAGUAGUGGGUCAGUUGCCAGCACGUCGAGUUCGCCGCUUACAAUAUAUUAUACACCGGCCAGUCCAAUUCCGUUUGCACUUUCGUUCGGGAUACACACAGGAUAAUAUACACAGCCCGCACUCAAAAUGGCCGACUUAUCAAAAGCCGAUUUGGACCGCGUUAACUUCGUGUGGUCGAUCUACGACAGCACCAAUGAAGGAGUGGACGCUUUCUACAUUGGAGACAUUCUCCGCGCUUUGGAAUUAAACCCAACUCUGGCCACCAUCGAAAAGAUGGGCGGCACCAAGAAGAAGGGCGAAAAGAAAAUAAUGGCCGACGAGUUCUACCCGAUCUUCUCGCAAGUGUCAAAGGACAAGGACCAAGGAGUGUACGAAGACUUCAUCGAAUGUCUUAAGCUGUACGACAAGGCCGAGGACGGUACAAUGGCCGGCGGAGAACUGACCCACAUCCUGUUGUCUUUGGGAGAGAAAUUGAGCGACAAAGAACUGGACGAGGCCGUCAAGGACUGCAUGGACCCCGAAGACGAGGACGGUAUGAUCCCCUACGUUCCAUUUUUAGCCCGAAUUUGCGACAAGCCGGUGCCGGAAAACGACAACCCGUUCGUCAAAUAAUAAUAAUCGGUCGACUUGUGGAAACCGUAUAAUAUUAUAAUUCGCUCACGUGCACACUUGUGUGUACACAACAGUCGUCUAUUCGUUAUGUCAAUAAUAUUUAUUAUAUAAUAUAUAUUUUUUUUGUUUU